CAGCAGCAUAUCACUGUAGUUUGGCGGUCGGUCGUGCAAGUCGAAUUAUUCGUUCAUCAAACGUGAUAAAAAUGAGUGCAUCUCGAUUUUUCCACCUCCAAAAGCUUGCGAAAUCGGCUUUGUCCAAUCGGAGAGCAAUUUCCGCAGGAUUGAACCUAACAAAUCGUGCAUUACGAGUGGAAAAUGGACUCCUAGCUCCAGUGUCCCGAUCGAUUCGAUGCUUUUCCACAGAAGCGGCCCAGGAAAAGACUGGAUACCAUUCGAUAAUUCGUGACUCGGAGAAAGCCGUUGGGGACAGUGACAAACAUGAGUUCCAGGCGGAGACACGCAUGUUGUUGGAUAUUGUUGCUAGGUCUUUGUAUUCCGAUAAGGAGGUUUUCGUUCGAGAGUUAAUCUCCAACGCUAGUGACGCUCUGGAAAAGUUCCGAUACACGAUCCAUACGGCGGGCGAGGGAGAGAAGAACUUCGCCGAUGCCGAUCGGUCAUUGGAGAUCCACAUCGGAACAAACAAACAGGACCGAGUUCUCUCCAUUCAGGACACGGGCAUCGGUAUGACUAAGGAAGAACUGAUCGCGAAUUUGGGUACGAUUGCUAGGUCAGGAUCGAAGCACUUCAUGGAGCAGAUUAAGGAGAAGGGAGCCAGUGCGGAUAAUGCGCAGAACAUUAUCGGCCAGUUUGGAGUUGGUUUCUAUUCGGCAUUUAUGGUGGCCGAUCGAGUGGAUGUCUAUACUAGGUCGUCGAAGGUAGGAUCUCCUGGAUACAAAUGGAGCUCCGAUGGUUCGGGUAAUUUCGAAAUUCAGGAAGCCGAGAAUGUUCAAAUUGGGUCGAAAAUUACCAUCCACCUUAAGGCGGAUUGUCGUGAAUUUGCCGAUGAAGAUCGAAUCCGGGAGGUUAUACGCAAAUACAGUAACUUUGUAGGAAGCCCGAUCUUUUUGAAUGGCAAGCAAGCGAAUCAGAUUCAACCGAUUUGGCUAAUGGAGCCAAAGGAUGUCAGCCAGGAUCAGCACAACGAGUUCUAUCGUUUCGUUGGAAAUACGUUUGAUACUCCACGAUACACACUUCACUACAAAACAGACGUUCCAUUGAGCAUUCGUGCUUUGCUUUAUUUCCCUGAGGGAAAACCGGGCCUUUUCGAGAUGUCCCGUGAUGCUGACGUUGGUGUCGCCCUGUACACUCGUAAAGUACUGAUCCAAUCGAAAACUGAAAACCUUCUCCCGAAGUGGCUCAGAUUCGUUAAGGGUGUCGUCGAUUCUGAAGACAUCCCUCUGAAUCUCAGUCGUGAGCUGUUGCAAAAUAGCGCCCUCAUUCGGAAACUUCGCACCGUUCUGACCAACCGCGUGCUGCGAUUCCUCCACGAUCGUGCUGUAAAGGAUCCGGAAAAUUACGACAAGUUCUACAAAGACUACGGUCUAUUUCUGAAGGAAGGAAUUGUAACCAGCCAGGAGACCCAGGAAAAGGAAGAAAUUUCUAAACUUCUACGAUUCGAAACCAGCAAGGAAGAUGGAAAAAAGGUUAGUCUUCCGGAAUACUGCAAUCGCCAACAGGAUGGACAGAAAGACAUCUACUACCUGGCCGCCCCGAACAGAACCCUGGCCGAAGCAUCUCCCUAUUAUGAAUCCUUGAAGAAGAAAGGAUUCGAAGUCUUGUUCUGCUACGAAGCCUACGACGAGUUGGUUCUUAUGCAGCUGGGCCAGUUUCUGGGGAAAAACCUCGUGUCCGUAGAGAAGGAAAUGCGUCGAUCCGACAAAUCGGAUGAUUCGUCCGAACAGCAGAUCGAAGGUUCUCUGCUCAAGACACAAAUCGACGAACUGGUUCCGUGGAUCAAGCAAAAGCUGACCGGAAUGGUUACAUCGGUGAAGACGACGAACAAACUCGACGCCCAUCCUUGCGUUGUGACGGUGGAAGAAAUGGCAGCGGCACGGCAUUUCAUCAAAACCCAAAGUCACAACAUGAGCGAAGAACAUCGGUACGCCCUGCUGCAGCCUCAGUUGGAGAUUAACCCGAAACACCCAAUCAUCACGAAACUCCACAAGCUGACCACAUCAGAUCCGGAGCUGGCGGAACUGCUAGCCAAACAGUUGUUCUCCAAUGCUAUGGUCGGAGCGGGUUUGGUGGAAGAUCCCCGAAUGCUGCUGACCAGUAUGAACGAUCUACUGGAGAAGGUAUUGGAUAAGCACUAAAACAAGAAGUUCGAUAAGUGAUGUUUAGGGUAAUUGUGUUAAUGUAUGUUGCCAUUAGAUUCGGCUAA
Molecule: messenger RNA, 2248 nt
Organism: Ochlerotatus camptorhynchus
Lineage: Eukaryota; Metazoa; Arthropoda; Insecta; Diptera; Culicidae
Gene: Trap1
Product: TNF receptor associated protein 1
Exons: 3
Coding region: 72-2180 (702 amino acids)
Biological process (GO): protein folding
Cellular component (GO): mitochondrial inner membrane
Molecular function (GO): ATP hydrolysis activity; protein kinase binding; ATP-dependent protein folding chaperone
Source: RefSeq, a predicted model, not a curated record